GCUGCUGCUCGAAGAGCUUGUGGCGGUGAGAUCAUGUGAGAGAGUCCACGCUUGGAGAAAGUAGGUUAGCAGGGUAGACUGAGAGGAAGGCGCUGAGUGUGUGGACCACCGUGGGGAAUAUACUAGCCAAACAGCACCACCAUUCGCGAGGGCGUUUAGGAUGCAACCCAUAACGACUUUCUUCACUCUAUUCUUUCGAUCGGACUUUACCGAACGAUAGAGGACACUUGGGGGUGGGGUGUUUUUCUUACUUUUCCCUUUCCUCGAUACGAGAUCCUGUCUGCGGUCAGGACCAAGAGACAUUUUUAUUUAUACAGCCACUUCUUGCUGGCAGUCAGUGAGUCAGUCAGUCAGUAAGUCAGUCAGUAAGUCACCUGCAGCGCAGCCAAAUGUAGCCGCGCGUCUUUCUAGAUCGGUUAUUAAGAAGAAAACGUCAAAAUGAGAGCUCAGAUCGAGGUCAUUCCCUGUAAAAUCUGCGGGGACAAGUCCUCGGGGAUCCACUAUGGGGUCAUCACCUGUGAAGGCUGCAAGGGGUUCUUCCGUCGCAGCCAGCAAAACAAUGCCAUGUACUCUUGCUCCCGCCAGAGGAACUGUUUGAUCGACCGGACGAACCGCAAUCGUUGCCAGCACUGCCGUCUGCAGAAAUGUCUGGCUUUGGGCAUGAGCCGAGAUGCGGUGAAGUUUGGCCGUAUGUCCAAAAAGCAGCGUGACAGCCUGUACGCUGAGGUGCAGAAACAUCAAAAAUCCCAAGAGUGCGUGGGCUCAGGAGAUGGGGGCUCUACUGCUUUGUCCUUACCCAGAGAGGACGGUGUAUGUGGCAGUAGCAGGGAGGAUGGUGAGGAAGGUUUAAGCCGUUCCUAUAGCACCGGGGGAUCCAGCUCUACCCUCAGCGACCUCGAUGACAUUGCUGCACUCCCAGACCUUUUUGACCUCCCACUGACCCCAGAAGAGGCCAGCGAGUACUGCAGCCUAGAGCUACUGGGCGGGAGUGGAGGGACCAGCACUGGAAACACCUCCAACUCAUCAUCGGCUUCUCCCUCUUCCUCAUCCCUGUCCAAUCAGAAUUCUCCGCAGACAAUGUUGGAUGGGUCAGACAGCAAUGGCAUCCAGCUCCUGCACACACAUUCUCACUCACAUUCACUGCUUGGAGACACGCAUUCACUGCUGGACCAGUUGCCUGAUGACUGCUCAAUAACAGAACUUGAGCGAAUCACUCAGUGUAUUUUGAAGUCUCACUUGGAGACGUGUCAAUACAGUGCUGAGGACAUGAAGAGAUUUACAUGGGUACAAUACACACCUGAGGAAACGCGUGCUUUUCAGAACAAGUCAGCUGAGUGGAUGUGGCAGCAAUGUGCACAUCACAUUACCAACGCCAUCCAAUAUGUUGUGGAGUUUGCCAAACGUAUUGCCGGCUUCAUGGACCUUUGCCAGAAUGACCAGAUUAUUUUGCUGAAAGCAGGAUGCUUGGAGGUUCUGCUGAUUCGGAUGUGCCGGGCUUUUAACGUCAACAACAGUACCAUUUUCUUCAAUGGAAAAUUUGCCUCGCCUCAGUUCUUCAAAGCACUUGGUUGUGAUGACCUGGUGAGUGCAGUAUUUGAACUGGGAAAAGGAUUCUGCCGCCUCCAACUGUCUGAUGAAGAACUGGCCCUGUUUAGUGCGGCUGUUCUUCUCUCCCCUGAUCGGCCAUGGCUUAUGGAUGGCCAAAAGGUUCAGAAGCUUCAAGAGAAAGUUUUCCUGGCUCUGCACCACAGUCUUCACAAGAAUGCUUCUGAGGAGAAGCUGGACAAGAUGCUGUCCAAACUACCUAUCAUGAAAUCUAUUUGUAACCUCCACAUUGAUAAACUGGAGUUUUUCCGUCUGCUCCACCCAGAGACCGCAUAUAGUUUCCCUCCGCUGUACCGGGAGGUGUUUGGAACUGACAUGACCCUCCCCGACUCCACCAACUGCUAGACAGAUGGACUGACUGACUGACUGACUGACAGAAAGACUGACUGGCAGAGAGAUGGAGUGAGUGUAUUUGGAGGAAGGAAAAAGGAGAGACAGAGUAGGAUAUAUAUAUAUAUGUUGACGUUCAACAACCAGCAGUUAAGAGACAAUCUAGGACUUUAAAUACUCCGUCUCCCACGAUUCCAAAGUAGUUCUCCACUUUCUGAGCAGGCAAAGCACCUUACACUACAGACAUGCACGCUCAUGUUCCUCUGCGUAUCGUAGCAGCAUCACUCUAAGCAGAUGCAUGAAGCAGAUACAAGUCAAAAAACUUGUUUAACGUCUGGUCCGCUGUGGAUCACCCAACCUGUAAUGAAUGUACCUCAUCGACGAGCACCAGUGCACAAGCAAGGACUCAAAGCGAAUGUAUAACCCUGUCCCAUUAGACAGUUUUAUACAUGCUCAUAGAGAUAAGAGUUCACUCAAUAUUGAUCUUUCAGUAUGACGUGUGCUCAUAUUGAUACGAAACCACCUUAUUCAUGUACUUAUACUUAGGGACCAAGAUCACUAGUCAUUUUCUAGAAAAAAAAUACACAACUUCACCACCUCGAGCCGCUUCUCUCACAACAUUUCGCCUGUAUUCGGUGCUGCCUUGAGUAGGCCCUUGAGAAACCUCAGUCCCACACAUCCCUUUUCCUUGCAAAUGCCACUUAGAGACAGGGCAAGAUGAAAUAAUCUUUAAUUUAUAUACACGUUUAUAUACAAAUAUUUUAAAUAAGAAUGUACAUAGAUGACUAUUUGAGACUGCAGAGAGCUUUAGAGUGUGUGAGAUUAGUUCAGAGCGAAAGGGAGUGAAAAAAAAAGUGGAUAGAUAGCAUAUAUACACAAAGUAAGCCGAUAUUUGGACUCUGGACUAUUUUCCUCUCUAUAUCGUACUCUCAGGUUUCCAUGACAACCCCUCCCCCUCUUUCUCUUGACAACAAUCCCACUAAGGGCGUGAGCAGACACUUGUUCUAGAAGCAAAUAGGGGUAGUAUGCCCUUGCAGCGGAUGAAACAAAUUGCCUUUGUUUGGCAUUUAAACUGAACUCUGAUGCUGAUGGUCUGCCCCUGCCUGGAGAGACAAGAGGAGGACAAAACCGGACUCUAAAAAAAAGAAAACUUUAACAAGACAAACUUCAUGGACUUCAUUGGAGGGGAUACAAAGUGUCCCCUUCCAGCUGUUUCUAACCAGCAGUCAGGUGUAGUGUAUUUCAAUCACUCAUGUAGUCUCACCUGUUCAGGUCCACAAUUUGUAUCAUAACUCCUUCUUGCUGGUUGGAUAAACUAUUAUUUGUAUAAUUCCUGUUUCUCUUUAAGUCCCAAACCUAACACUUGUUUGAAUGAAAAGCACUUACUGUCCGCUCUUUCUUACUGAACACUAGUGUGAUGCCAGAAAGAGCUACCAGCUGCCCCCGAGUUGGGUGCUAGCGAGACAUUCUCGUUUAUCUUUUUGUCCUUCAAAGACUCUGUUUAUUUCACCUAAACAUAAAGUCAGCUUCUGAAGGUUAGUAUUGAGAUAAAAAUGUCUUACUCGAGACGCUGUCAUGUUUUUAGGGCCUGUCUCCUGCUUCUCAGGGAGCUAGCUGUGACGUCUUGUCCCUUUAUGACCAGCCUUGUACUCGACACACCUUUGCACCCCACAGCCAUAAUAAUCACCGUGGACGUAAGAUCUAUUUUUGUGAAUGUUGCUCACAAACUCUCCGAGCCCAUCCCGUUUGUCCUAAUAUUGUAACAUUACAUUUAUGAGAAUUUUACAUAGGAAUACAAAAAAAUCAGUUUAAAGAUCAAUUUCAUUCUUGGGGUUUAAUGUUCAAUUUUUCAUUUGCUGUGAUGUUCACUUAUUUGUCGUUUAUCCACUUUCUUUACGCGUCUCCACUUUUGUCCUUUUAAGUCAGUAAUCAUUUGUUAAAUUGGCAAAUGAUUUGGAAAGUCCAAAAAAUGAACUAGUUUGUCUCCCUUUUCUUUCCUUGUAUGACAACAUGUACAAGAGAUAUAUUACUAGUUCAAGACUAAGUGAGUCACACAGCUCGAUAUAUAUUGUUGUCCAUUGGGAUACAUUAUAUGUUGUUUUAAGAAUGUAAUAAAUGGUUUCUUCUUUAGAAA
Messenger RNA from Corythoichthys intestinalis (scribbled pipefish), 4069 nucleotides. RefSeq names its product nuclear receptor ROR-beta-like. Lineage: Eukaryota; Metazoa; Chordata; Actinopteri; Syngnathiformes; Syngnathidae. The record is from RefSeq and is a predicted model, not a curated record. Gene Ontology annotation, molecular function: RNA polymerase II cis-regulatory region sequence-specific DNA binding; nuclear receptor activity; zinc ion binding. Bases 439 to 1950 code for a protein of 503 amino acids. Gene Ontology annotation, biological process: regulation of transcription by RNA polymerase II. The transcript is spliced from 10 exons. Gene Ontology annotation, cellular component: nucleus.